AUGACCAACAGCGAACGCAAUUUUGAACUCGGCAACGUCAAAGCGGGCGAGGCGAACGAUGUCACUGCCGUCCACACGAACGACGCAGCUGACGAUGUUGACCUCAAAGUGCAGCCCUUGGCCACGAUACUCCGGCCCGACAGCAUCGCCAACAUGUCCGACGAGGAACUGCGCCACAUCAGCGUCAAGAUGACCCGCAAGAUGGACGUGGUCAUCAUGCCAAUCAUGGGUAUCCUGUACAUUCUCAACUAUGUCGACCGUUCUGCCCUCGCCGCCGCCAAGGUCUAUGGCAUCAUGGACAACCUCGGCAUGACCACAGAGCAGUUUACCACGGCCAUUUCCACCCUGUUUGUUGGCUACCUGCCCUUCCAGAUCCCGUCCAACCUCAUCAUGACGCGCAUCACGCGGCCCGGUCUGUACAUUUGCAGCGCUGCCGCAGUCUGGGGCGCUGUCAGCGCCAGCACCGCGGCUGCCAAGUCGUACACGGGCCUGCUGGCCAUCCGCGUGUUCCUGGGCGUGACGGAGGCCGUGUUCUUCCCAGGGGUGCUUUAUUUUUUAAGUGCCUGGUACGACCGCUCGCAGCUGGGCAAGCGCCUGGCCGCACUCUUCAUGUUCCAGAUGCUGGGCAGCGCCUUUGGUGGCUUUGUGGCGGCUGCGUGCCUGACGCUCGAUGGCCGGCACGGCAUUGCUGGCUGGCGGUGGCUGUUUAUUGUUGAGGGCACUGUGACCGCGGGCUGUGGCAUCCUCUUUGCGCUGAUCAUGCCCGAGUUCCCACACAAUGCGAAGCGUCUGUUGACGCCCGUGGAACGCGACUAUGCUGUGUGGCGUCUCGAGAUGGAGGCUGGCGCUGGUGAGGCACACGAGGAGACGACGGUGUGGCAAGGCUUUAAGCUGGCGAUGAUGGACCCCAAGAUCUGGGCGCUCGUGUGGUGCGGCGGUAUGGGUCAAGCUAUGGGCACGAUUGUCAACUUCUUCCCGACCAUCGUCUCGACUCUCGGCUACAGCAGCAUGGUCACGCUUCUCCUCACAGCGCCGCCCUACGUUCUCGCCGCCAUCGUCUUUUAUGUUAUGUCGUAUAUCAGCGACCGCAAGAACGUCAUGUACAUCAUCAUCGUCAGCUGCCUCGGCGUCGCCGUCGCCGCGUACAUCGUUGCUCUGUCGACACUGAAUAUUGGCGCCCGCUACUUUGCCAUGAUGCUCAUGCCCUCGGUCUGCUCCGGCCCCCAGAUUAUGCUCUACAAGACCUUGCACCUGCACAUGGCCCGUCCGUUCCCCAAGCGCGCUGCCGGUGUUGCCAUGAUCAACGCCAUCGGCGGCCUGUCCAACAUCUGGGGCAGCUACCUGUACUACGAUAGCCCGCAUUUCUAUGCCGCGUUCGGCACGCUGCUGGCAUGCACGGUCGCCUUUUAUAUCACAAUUACGCUCUACCUGAUGCAUGUGCGUCGCAUGAACCGUCUUUUUGGUGGCUCACCGGCGGACCAGCGCAAGGCCAAGAAGAGCGGCGUCACGCAGCAGCAGGUCGACAUGGGUUGGCGGUAUGUGGGAUACUAG
Messenger RNA from Sporothrix brasiliensis 5110, 1551 nucleotides. RefSeq names its product pantothenate transporter. Lineage: Eukaryota; Fungi; Ascomycota; Sordariomycetes; Ophiostomatales; Ophiostomataceae. The transcript has 2 exons. Gene Ontology annotation, molecular function: transmembrane transporter activity. The record is from RefSeq and is a predicted model, not a curated record. Gene Ontology annotation, cellular component: membrane. Gene Ontology annotation, biological process: transmembrane transport. Bases 1 to 1551 code for a protein of 516 amino acids.